Messenger RNA from Gorilla gorilla gorilla (western lowland gorilla), 2538 nucleotides. It is a transcript of the gene RAB5C, whose product is annotated as RAB5C, member RAS oncogene family. The record is from RefSeq and is a predicted model, not a curated record. The transcript has 5 exons. Gene Ontology annotation, molecular function: GTPase activity; GTP binding. The coding region runs from base 239 to 1075 and encodes 278 amino acids. Lineage: Eukaryota; Metazoa; Chordata; Mammalia; Primates; Hominidae.
GUAUUGAGGGGCGGGGCGGAGGUGGACAUCCGGAUCCGGAGCGGCUGAAAGGCGGAAGUGGAGGCCGGAGCCUGGGACACCGCCGGGGGGGAGAGAAGCGGAUCCCGUCCGAGCCCCGGCCCCAAGUAACGCCGCCGCCCCGGAGCCGCCUUGGAGGUCCCCCUCCCCACUAAGUGCCUCUUUGCAUAGCACCGGUCCCCACCCGCACGCUCUCUGGACCACUACAGCUGGACGGGCAAUGGCGGGUCGGGGAGGCGCAGCACGACCCAAUGGACCAGCUGCUGGGAACAAGAUCUGUCAAUUUAAGCUGGUUCUGCUGGGGGAGUCUGCGGUAGGCAAAUCCAGCCUCGUCCUCCGCUUUGUCAAGGGACAGUUUCACGAGUACCAGGAGAGCACAAUUGGAGCGGCCUUCCUCACACAGACUGUUUGCCUGGAUGACACAACAGUCAAGUUUGAGAUCUGGGACACAGCUGGACAGGAGCGGUAUCACAGCCUGGCCCCCAUGUACUAUCGGGGGGCCCAGGCUGCCAUCGUGGUCUAUGACAUCACCAACACAGAUACAUUUGCACGGGCCAAGAACUGGGUGAAGGAGCUACAGAGGCAGGCCAGCCCCAACAUCGUCAUUGCACUCGCGGGUAACAAGGCAGACCUGGCCAGCAAGAGAGCCGUGGAAUUCCAGGAAGCACAAGCCUAUGCAGACGACAACAGUUUGCUGUUCAUGGAGACAUCAGCAAAGACUGCAAUGAACGUGAACGAAAUCUUCAUGGCAAUAGGUCAGUUGCUUCUCCUCCCCUCCUGUCUCCACCACAGCAAGGGCAUAUCACCUGUCUGCUGGUCUAGAGUGGGCCUGCGGGGUCCCUUCACCACUCUUUUUUUUUUUUUUUUGAGAUGGAGUCUCGCUCUAUCCCCCAGGCUGGAGUUCAGUGGCGCGAUCUCGACUCACUGCAAGCUCCGCCCCCCAGGUUCACGCCAUUCUCCUGCCUCAGCCUCUCGAGCAGCUGGGACUACUGGCGCCCACCACCACUCCCAGCUAAUUUUUUGUAUUUUUGGUAGAGACGGGGUUUCACGGUGUUAGCCAGGAUGGUCUCGAUCUCCUGACCUCGUGAUCCACCCGCCUCGGCCUCCCAAAGUGCUGGGAUUACGAGCGUAAGCCACUGCGCCCAGCCCCCUUCACCACUUUUAACCUUCUGAUAAAAUUGUUUUCAUCAUCACCUGACUCCCAGAUGUAGAUGUUGGUUGUUCACCUGAGAAGUUACUGAAGCCUGGGCCAGAGUCUCAACAUUUCACUCUCUGAGCCUGUAGCCUGCCACCCAUUUCAGAGCCUGCCAUCACUACCCCUACCCACUGCCUAGGAGUUUUCAGCUCAUUUGGCUCUGGAAUCUUCCUUCCUGGGUUGCAGAUCCUGGCUCUACCACUCAUUAGCUCUGUAGUCUUGGGCAAGUUAUUUAACCUUUCUUUGCCGCAGUUUCCUGAAAACAAUCAGAAUGCACCUGACACACAGAAGCCCUCAAUAUGUGAGUUACCACUGAUUGGGUAUAAAGGCCAGAAUCUGCUCCAGUGGAACUGGGAGAGUUAUUGGGGUACCCCCAACAAAUGCACUUUUCCCCCUCCCAAACAGCUAAGAAGCUUCCCAAGAACGAGCCCCAGAAUGCAACUGGUGCACCAGGCCGAAACCGAGGUGUGGACCUCCAGGAGAACAACCCAGCCAGCCGGAGCCAGUGCUGCAGCAACUGAGCCCCCCUUGCCUGCCCGCUGCCCCCGCCUCCUCCGCCUGAAUGACCCGACUGGAAUCCACUCUAACCAAUCGCACUUAACGACUCGGGCCACCACUGGGGGGACAGGGGGAGGGGUCCACCAUGAUUUCUCCAUAUAAUUUUGAUCAUAGGCCGGAGUGAGUCAUUCCACCUGCACCUUUCUGUACAAAUACUAAUUCAAUUUUAAGUCUUAAGUCACUUUUUUAAUAUAUAUGAUCUUCUGCUCUUCCCACUUCCUCCCCUUUCUACUGCUCUCCCAUUUUCCCUUGCUGGGAGUAGCCACAUGCUCUUGUCCCCCCACCCUUGUAUAUGGGGACAGUGGGGUCAGUGCAGCUACCCUUUCUUUCCCUCCUGCGGAACAGCAGACCCAGCAAGAGCAUCCACAUCCUCACUUUGUUCGGAGUGGUCUUGGGUUUGGGCGGUGGGGCAGACCUUGGGAAGGGGCUUAGGAAGGGAGAGGCAGCUCUUCCUUCAGCUGGCUCUCAUCAGGCUGCAGCCCCCUCCCCGCCCCCACCUCCCUGCUGGGAAACCACAGCAUUAUCACAGCAUUAUUGUGACAGCCACGAACCCAUUGCCCACAACCCCUCCACCCUCGGUCACCCCGACCUCUGGCUCUGAGCCCUGUUCUGACCAAAUCAUGAUGAUGAGUAUUUGGGGGUGGGUGGGUAAGGGGGGGAGUGGGAGGGGACGGAACCAACUUUUUCUGUAUUUUGUAUUGUAUGUUUUCUUCAACAUGUAACCAAUCAGUAUCUUGUCAAUAUAGUCAGCCGAUCGAUCGACCUCA